Molecule: messenger RNA, 2245 nt
Organism: Salvia hispanica
Lineage: Eukaryota; Viridiplantae; Streptophyta; Magnoliopsida; Lamiales; Lamiaceae
Source: RefSeq, a predicted model, not a curated record
AAGUCCAUUAGGGUUUAUCAGCCCAUCCUCUUUCCCCCCUCCCCCUCUCCCACUACAGAGCUCGUAAAACCCUUAACCCCGGAGCUUCACAGCGGCGGAGACUCUCGCUGCGUCGCUGAAGAUGUAUGAAAUGGAUAUAUCUAUUGAUCAAAGUGCUUUCCCCAAUGCAGAUGCCCAGCCGAAUAAACGAAGGAGGAAAAAGUCCAUGGUUUGGGAUCACUUCACAAUUGAAACUAUAAAUCCUGAUUGUGUCAGGGCGUUCUGCAACCAGUGCAGAAAAUCAUUUGCUUAUAUAUCAGGCGCAAAGCUAGCUGGAACCAGUCAUCUAAAGCGUCAUAUUUCUUUGGGAAUCUGCCCUGUUGGGCGUAGUAAGAAGGAGAAAGAUCAAAUGAUUUCACAUGUUCCACCCCCUGUGAAUUUCACUAACAUACCAAGAAAACGUUGCCGUGCUUCAAAUGGAGUCCCGAGUACUUACUUCGACGGUGAUAGCUGCAGCUACGACCUUGCAAAAAUGAUAAUUCAGCAUGAUUAUCCACUUGAUAUGGUUCAACAAUCUGGUUUUGUGGAUUUUACAAGGAGUCUUCAACCUCAGUUUAAUAUUCCUAGCGUGAACCUAUUGCAAGAGCAGAUUAUGGGCAUAUACUUGAGAGAGAAGCAAAAGCUUAUGGACCUUCUUUGUGGAAUUCCAGGACGUCUAAACCUCACAGUAAACUUAUGUACGUCAGAUCAGAGUGUAGCUUAUGUACUGGUAACAGGUCACUUUACCGAUCAUGAUUGGAAGUUGCAAAGAAGGAUCUUCAAUGCUAUUGCUGUACAGUCUCCUGAUUCUGCAACAGCCUUUAUGCAUGCUGUUGCUGCUUGCUUGGGUGAUUGGGGCAUUCAGGACAAGUUAUUUACUAUCACUCUCAACCUCAGUCAUGCUACUCCAAGUGCUAGAGAAACUAUUAGAAAUAUGCUACCUGUCAAGAACACCAUUAUUCUCAAAGGUCAGCUGUUGAUUAACCAUUGCUAUGCACGUACGAUGAUGAGUCUGGCUCAAGAUUCUCUAUAUUCCAUGAGGGAAACUGUUCAGAAAGUACGGCAGAGUGUGAAGUAUGUGAAAACGUCAGAUGAUAACGAAAAAAGAUUUAACAAACUGAGACAAGAUCUUCAAGUUCCCAGUACAAAGAGCUUGAUGAUUGAUGAUUUGACCCAAUGGAAUACCACCUACCAAAUGUUGGUGGCUGCUUCUGAACUGAAGGAGGUAUUUUCUAAUCUGGAUGCUUAUGAUCCAGAUUACAAGUUGUCUGUGUCCUGGGAUGAAUGGCGACAGGUGGAAACACUCUGCUCGUACUUGAAGAUGUUUUAUGAGGCAGCGAACAUACUAAACUCCCCUGUUUACCCAACAACUAACUCAUUCUUUGAUGUUGUGUGGAAAAUGUAUCUUAAACUUAAGCAUGAUGCUGAGAGCCAGGAUUUCUUUGAAAGCAUGCUGACAAGACCACUGCUGGAUAUGUUUACCAAAUUCUGGGAUGAUUGCAACCUUGUUCUUGCAAUUGCAGUUGUUAUGGAUCCAAGGUUCAAGAUGAAGGUUGUGGACUUCAGCUUCUCCAGGAUAUUUGGUGAUGAUGCCGACUCUCAAAUCAAGGUUGUCGAUCAGGGUCUGCAUGAUCUGUAUCUUGAUUAUGUUAUGCUGUCCCUUCAUUGCCCUAUCAUAGAAGGUGACAAUGAGCAUCUGGUGAAAGAAGAGGUGGUAUCUGAAGAUAUUCUUUGUGAUGAUGAUGAUGAUGGCCUGUCUGAUUUCUAUGUCGACAUCUCAGAAAUCAUGGGCGAAGCACAUGUCAAGUCUGAGAUAGACCAGUACCUUGAGGAAUCAGUUCUUCCCCGUGUGCAAGAUUUUGAUGUAUUAGGAUGGUGGAGAGUGAAUAGGGAACGGUAUCCUACUCUGUCGAAGCUUGCUUCCGACGUGCUAUCUAUUCCGGUCUCGACUGUCCCUCCAGAAUCAGUGUUCGAUUCAGGGGAGAGGAAGAUGGAUAGCCACUUGAGUUCCUUGAGACCUAAAACCGUUCAGGCCCUCGUGUGUGCAAAAGAUUGGCUUCAGCAUCCGCAAACACUACCUAAUGAAGUAUUUCCCUCUCACACUUUUGUUAAAACAGAAGUAUAACGCUUUUUAUUGCACACUCAUUUUUUGUAGAGUUUUUUUUGCUAGGCUUUAGCUAAUAUUCUUUGUUCUUGAUGAUAUAAAGAAGAAUAUUUUCCCCCCUUA